Molecule: messenger RNA, 777 nt
Organism: Drepanopeziza brunnea f. sp. 'multigermtubi' MB_m1
Lineage: Eukaryota; Fungi; Ascomycota; Leotiomycetes; Helotiales; Drepanopezizaceae
Source: RefSeq, a predicted model, not a curated record
AUGAAUGGCCGCUUUGCAAGCGGAGCAUUGGAAGCCAUGGACCUCUGCAGCUCACCGCCACCGUCGCUUUCUGGCUUCCUCACGGAAUUCGCCCUCUUUCCUCAGCUCCCCCUCGAAUUGCGCCUCCAGAUCUACGCCGAGUUCAACAAGAUGUCCCCUCGCGUCCUCUCCGUUAAACCCGGCGCGCACUCGUCCCUGCUCUGCGCCAGCGCCCACCCUGCUCUCCUCUCCGUAAGCGCCGAGUCCCGAGCCGAGACGCUGAAAUCGCACUACCCGAUCAGCGACAUAGAAGGCAACCCCAGGUUCUACUACAACCCUCUCCUGGACACCAUCCACCUGACCAGCGACACGAAAUACUCCUCUGACGCCUCAUCCACGUCCACCCCCCCUCAAGACGCAUGGCUGCUCUCCCUCAUGCAGAUCACAUCGUCGCUCCCUCCCAGCCUGGGAGUCUACAGCCUCGCGCUCCGCGGCGUCCAAACGCUGCCUCCACCGGGCGCCUUACUCGAGUCCGGCGGCGCGAAGGUUAGGGAGAUGCUGAUGCUCGUGGGACCUGGCGGUCACCGGAGAGGGCCAAGCACGUAUUGUGGGAUUGGGGUUGGGUUUAUGCGGAAGAUGAUGGUGAGAGAGGUGGAGCGGAGCUUGGAGUUGAUGGAGGCCGGUUUUGAGACGGGACGGGCGCCUGUGCUACUUGCCCUUGUUGGAGGUGGCGAGGGGGACGAGGGGCUCGAGGAGCGGCUGUUGGAUGAGAGGGGGUGGGGCGAGGUUAUUGUCUAG